Messenger RNA from Chlorella variabilis, 1029 nucleotides. RefSeq lists its product as hypothetical. Gene Ontology annotation, cellular component: cytoplasm. The record is from RefSeq and is a predicted model, not a curated record. Bases 70 to 1029 code for a protein of 319 amino acids. Gene Ontology annotation, molecular function: protein binding. The transcript is spliced from 7 exons. NCBI's taxonomy places the organism in Eukaryota, Viridiplantae, Chlorophyta, Trebouxiophyceae, Chlorellales, Chlorellaceae.
CCCAUCAGCACCCAUUGCCUUCGAGUGCCGUUAAACAAGACAAGGGCCCUGGCACUCCCCCAACAGAUCAUGUCCGGCGGCGAGGAUGCCGGGGCGGAGCUGGAUUUGACCAAUGCCCACCUGCCCUCGCUGGACGAAGUCGAUCUGCCCAGCGGGCUGACGAGCCUGGACCUGACAGCUAACCGGCUGCGCAGCAUGGAGCCCAACCUGCUGGCGCUGACGGGGUUGCGCCGCCUCUGCCUGCGCCAAAACCUGGUCAGCCAGGUAGCAGAGGUGGAGGCGCUGGCCAGUGCGCCAGUGCUCGAGGCGCUCGACCUGCGGGACAACCAGCUCAAGGCCUUGCCCAGCCUGGCCGCUUUCACCUCGCUGCGCUACCUGGAGGUGUCGUACAAUGAGGUGCGCUCGCUGGCGCCGCUAAGCAGCCUGGGCAGUACGCAGCUGACAGAGCUGUUUGUGGCCUGCAACAAGAUUGCGGCCAUUGAGAGCUUGGAGCGACUCGCCCUGCUGCACACCCUAGAGCUGGGCGGCAACCGCAUCCGGUCGCUGGAAGGCCUUUCGCAACUCGGCCUGCUGCAGGAGCUGUGGCUAGGGCGCAACCGCAUCGCUGAACUUGGGGACUGCCUGUCCAGCCUCCACAACCUCAGGCGUCUGUCGCUGCAAAGCAAUCGAUUGACGUCAAUGGCAGGGCUGCAGCACUGUACCGCCCUGGAGGAGCUGUACCUCAGCCACAACGGCAUUGAGCAGCUGGAAGGGCUGGACCGGUUGGUGAACCUGAAAAUUCUGGAUGUUGCCAACAACCGCAUCCAGCGGAUAGGGAACCUGGGCGUGCUGCAGUUGACCGAUCUGUGGGCCAACGACAACCAGAUCGGCAGCCUGGACGAGGUGGAAGCAGCGUUAAAGAGCCAGCGCGGUAGCAUGAGUUGCGUGUAUCUGCGGGGCAACCCUUGCGCCGCCGGCACUGACUACAAGCUGCGCAUGAAAUUCACGCUGCCGCGCCUGGAGCAGCUGGACGACAGCCCGGUGGCCUGA